UGUGUUUCAUCACUGAGACGAUGGCCUGGCAGCUCUGCACAGCCUGCAUCCUGCUCUGCUGCCCCGCCCUGCUGCAAGCCAGGGCUUCAGAGUACCAGCUGGAGUCGCAGACGCUGAGCCGAUGCGAGUUACUGCGGAGCGUCGCCACGGAAACCAAGCAGGGAGACGUUCCUCACUGCUCAGAGGACGGCAGCUUUAGACCUGUGCAGUGCAGCGGGCAGAAUCAGGAGUGUUGGUGUGUUGACUCCGGGGGUCAAGAGGUCAUCGGGACUCGAACCAACAACUCUGCUCCUCACUGUCCGACUCCCUGCCAGCUUCAGUCGCUGCUGCAAUGCUCCCCAUCUGGCCUCUUUGAGUCGGUUCAGUGCGACUCCAGCAGGGGGCAGUGUUGGUGCGUGGACCAGGAUGGUAUGGAGCUGUACGGGACCAGACAGAAUGGGAGACCCCAGCGCUGUCCCGGCAGCUGUGAGGUGAGAUCCAGACGUCUCCUUCACUCCUCGGCUUCUUCUCCCCCUCAGUGUGCGGCAGACGGCAGCUUCCUUCCAGUUCAGUGUAAAUUCAUCAACACGACGGACCGAAUGGAGCUGGAUCUGCUGCACGCCUUCAGCAGAUCUCCUGAGGCCUUUGAGACGUUCAGCAACUUCAGGAGGUUUUUCCCACUGGUGUCCUCGUACUGCUUCUGCUCGGACAGCCGUGGCAGAGAGCUGCAGGGAACAGGUGUGGAGCUCUUCAUGUCUGAGGUGUACGACUCGGCAUUUCCUCGUCUGCAUUCUCCUCGAUCCUUCUCUGAAACCAACAUCUACAGAGUCCUGCAAAGGAGGAUGCUGGGAGUUCGCCUCGCCCUCACCGGACACUUCAGAUGUCCGUCUGCUUGUGAGGAGGAGAGGCGCGUGGCCAUGGAGUCAUCCAGCGUUUUCGUCCCCUCCUGUGAAGCGGGAGGCUCGUUCAGGUCUAAGCAGUGUCAGCAGGGGGCGCAGUGCUGGUGUGUCGACCCAAAAGGAAGGGAGAUUCCUGGGACACGGCGGCUCGGAGACUCCCUGCUCUGCGGUUCUGGUUCUGCUGACUGUCUCACUCGGCGCCGUCUGGCUCUGUCUCAGCUCUUCUCGGGUCCCAUCCAUGCUCCGGCAGAUACCUCCUCCGGUGGCGCAUCUCCAGCGGCUUGUCCCGCCCUCCUUCGUCCUCUCAGGGACCUUGUGUCGGUCGAGGAGGAUCCAAUCUCUGUCCUUUUCCCUUUAAUUGAAGUUCUCCAGGGUUUAUUUCCCUCAGUGGGCGGAGCCUUAGAGGCUCUAACACGCGCCACACCCCGCCGCCUCCAGGAGAAUCUGUUUGGGGGGAAAUUCCUGAAGAACGCUGCAGAUUUUAACUUCAGUGGGGUGGUGGGAACCAGAGGAGCUCUCAGUUUGGACCAGCUGACCCCUCAGAACCUCAAUCUGUUGAAGAACCGCGACCUUGUCCGGUCUGUGAGUCGAGCCCUGGAGGAUCCUGCCUUCCUGUCUGCCCUCAAGGAAACACUGAAGAGUGCCAACAGCGCCCCCUCUGGGUCACUGCAGCAGGUCCUGAAUCCUGUUCUGAGUUCCUGCUCUGAGGAAGGAGAGGAUGAGUCGGCAGCCAUCUUUAUCCCCCGCUGUACGGCCAGCGGCGGCUUCCAGCAGGUCCAGUGUCGGGGUUCACAGUGCUGGUGUGUCGACUCUCAGGGUCAGGAGGUUCCAGGUUCUCGAACCGCCGGCCAUCCAUCCCGAUGUCCGUCCCGCUGCGAGACGGAGCGCGCCACAGCUUUGAAGGUGAAAUCCAACAUGGCCGCUGGCGCUGAGAUUUACAUCCCAGCAUGCUCAGAGGAUGGAGGCUUCCUGCCGCUUCAGUGCGUCGGACCGCGCUGCUUCUGUGUGGAUGCUGAGGGGAGGAGGAUGGCUGCCGGUCCAACAGGGGGCGCUGUCACCUGUCCAGAGAACCAAACACUGAAGCUGCAGCCGUCUGAAGGUCCCUGCUCCAAGGCGCUCGCUGAGGUCACUGCAUUCAGACAGGAAGUGCAGAGCUUCAUCACCCUCUCUAACUCCUCCCACUUCCCUGUGGGAUAUGGAUUUCUAUUGGCCGAAGGUCUGAGCCUGACGGCCGAGGAGCUGCAGAGGAGCCAAUUAGAGGAGGAGUUGAAGGUGUCUGAGCGGCUGCUGAGUCGCUCCAGAUCUGCGCUCCGAUUGGCUGCUUUCUCCACUGUGCAAAUGCUGCUUCCUCCUCAUGGUCGGUCCUACCAGCUCUUCACUCCACAGUGUGACGCUGAGGGAAACUGGAGGCCCACUCAGUGCCACCGCAGCACAGGUCAGUGUUGGUGUGUGAAUGAAGAAGGAGACUACAUCCCAGGAUCUCUGAGCAGGCGGUCCCUCCGCCUGCCGCAGUGUCCGACUCGCUGUCAGAGAGCAGAGGCUCUCUCUCUGCUUUCCGAUUGGAUGAAAGCCGCUGACAUCACUUCCUCCCCAUCUUACCGCCCACGGUGUAAGCAGGACGGACGCUUCUCCGUGCUGCAGACAGAAGGCGCUGUAGGCUGGUGUGUGAGCCCGCUGAAAGGAGAGACGUUAAAACCAGCAACGCGAGGUGGUGUGGGGGAGCUGACGUGUCCCAGCUGGUGUGAGCUGCAAGGUCUCCAGUGUCACCCUGAUGGUUCCUUUGCCCCGCUGCAGUGUGAUGUCACUUCCUGCUGGUGUGUUUCUGAGGGUGGACAGGAAGUGGCUGGGACUCGGAUACUUCGACGGACGGGACGCACGCCAUCAUGUGACCGUCCUCUUUGUCCUGCCCCCAACAUUACCCAUGGUGCAUUGCUGUGCCGUCCAGGAGCUGCUGGACAACAAAACUGUGACCUCAUCUGUCACCAUGGUUACCAGAACUCACUUCCUGUUAGCAGCUUUGUCUGCAUUGCUGAGAGUCGUCAGUGGGGAGAAGACAGACCUUUGAGAGGAGCCUGUCAGAUCUCUCAGCCUCUGCAGACGGUGUCGUUCUCUCAGCAAUGGGCGCUCCUGCUGUCCUGCUCUCAGACGGACGAUUUAAAGUCAUUGUUGUUCAACAUGCUGACCAGCAGGGCGCUCUGCUCUGCUCAGACCGCAUCCGGCCAAACGGUGGCACUAUGUGACGAGUCGUCUGUGGGACUGAGAUGUGAUGAUGCCGACUCUGUGACUUUAACGCUCAGGUGGACUGUGGCCCUCGCUGACCUCCAAACCUCUGACCUCCCUCACCUCCAUGAUAUCACGACCUUCUUAAAUGAGUCCAGACUCUUGGAUGGUGUUCAGGGAAUUCUGGGUAACCUCCGCUCCUCCCUGACCUCUGAUCCCAAACUGAUUUCCGUGAUGCCACCAAGCUUCGGCUGUUCCCAUGGUUACCACCUGGACAGUGAUGGAGAAGGCUGCUUGGUUUGUCCUGCUGGUACCUUCUUCCAGCAGGGGGCGUGUCUUCCAUGUCCUCAAGGAACCUAUCAGGAGGAACAGGGGCGGGGCUUCUGCAACAAGUGUUCAAGAGGCUCCUCCCCUGCAGGCGCUUCAUCAGCCAAUCAGUGUGAGACGGACUGUGAGAGGCGGGGUCUGCGGUGUUCAGAGCGAGGAGAGUUUCUGCCAGCUCAGCCAGACUUCCUGUCUGGCAGGUGGAAGUGUUUCAGCAGGGAGGGGGCGGAGCUUGACUGGACCACCAGUGAAAAGCCUCUGACAGAUGAGGAUUGCUCAGUUCUCAGAAGGUUCCAGACUGUUCCUGGAUCAGAUGUAAUGUUUGGAAGUGAAAACACUGACGUCCUCAAGACAAUGACCUCUGACCUCACUACCUGUGUCCAUGCCUGUGCUGCAGAGCCGUCCUGCCACCAUGUGGUUCUGUUCGACAGCCAGAGGCAGUGUGAGCUGUACAGCACACACACAAUGAACACCGUCUGCAAUGCCUCCCGGCAGGGCAGCGGGUUUCUGGGUAACCCUGAAGCAGAGCGGUUCCAUCAGCUGAGUUGUUCUCUGAAAGUGAGGGGCGGAGCUUCAGGACGGCUCGUCCUCAGGAAAGACGGGGCGGGGCUUCCCUUGAUGAAGACGAGGAUGAGGAAGGUGGUCUCAGGUGUAUUCAGGACUCAGGUGUUCUCCUCCAGAACCACGUCUCUGUCCGACGCUCAUCGCUUCUGUCAGGACGGCUGCAGCCGGGACGCCUGCUGCGACGGAUUCAUCCUGAACCAGAACGUCCUGGAUGGAGGUUCCCUCCUCUGUGGUUGGCUGAGAGCUCCGUCGGUUCUGAUGUGUGAGGAUCAGGACUGGGACGUGAUUGGACAGGGACCAGCCAAUAGAACCUGUGGGGCGGGGCUUACCUACAACGAACUGCAGCGAAGCUUCUUGUUCGACUUCGGAGGAGAAAAGUUCACUAUCACUGAUGACGCUCUGCCCGCCGACAGCAAGAAUAAAAAGGACUAUCAGGCCUCCAUCAUCAGCUUCCAGGCCAUCUACCUGCACACAGAGUCAGAGGCCGCUGGUUCCGGAUCUACUUCCUGCCCUGCAGCAGAGCUUCCUGCUCCUCUGAAUGCGUCCGUGCUGCUGAGGUUCCAGCCGCUGUCCAAUGAUGACAUCAUCGUGGAUCCUCAGAGGAAACUCCCCGUUCUCUCCUUCUGGCUCAGUAAAAACCACUACAGUUCCCAGCAGGCGCAGCUCUGGUGUCUCACACGUUGUGAUGAAGAGCAGCAGUGCGCUGUCGCCGACCUCAGAGAUGCAGAAUCAGAUGUUUUCUUCCGCUGCUCUUUGCACCCUGACACCAGAGUCUGUGGAGCCUACGACCAGCCAAGAAAACAAUCCUGCCGCCCCCUGCUGGCCGUGUUACCAAACAACACCUACAGCAAGCUGGUGGAUCUGAGCGGUCCAGUUCAGAGUUUCUAUGAACGGGUUCCCUUCCAGAAGAUGGUCUCCUACUCUGUGAGGAACCGGGUCACCCUGAGAGACACCCGGCAACUGUCAGAGAGGUUCAUGGACUGUGAGCGCCGCUGUGACCAGGACCCCUGCUGCCGUGGUUUUGGGUUCGUCCGUGAAACCCAAUCAGGAGAUCUGGUGUGUCUACCUCUGAUCAGUCUGGGAGUUCAAACUUGCAGCGAAAACGACGCCACGACCUGGAGGAUACAGGACUGCACACAGUCCGAUGCAGAGACCACGCCGGAACCGUUCGGCUGGUACCAGAAACCAGUCAAUCAGUGGACGUCUUCUCCAGCUCUGUGUCCCACGUUCAGCCUCAGGAACCCCAGGAACAACGUCUCGAUGGAUGAUUGGCGGCUCCUCUCCGACUCUUCGCUUCUGGUUGAUUCGUCUCUCUCUACCUAUAACGUCAUCCACGUGAGCCGUGACAUUGCCACCGACCAGGAAAAGACCAGAAACUGGUGUCUCCAUGCCUGCCAGGAGGCGGAGUCUUGUGUCACCGUGUCAAUCAGCGACGCCGAGUCCGCUGUACGCUGCAUCCUGUACCCCGAUACCACAACCUGCGGAUUAGGCUCCGCCCCUGGCUCCUCUGGCUCAGCCGCCUCAUGCAGAUUAGUGAUCAGAGAGCCCGCCCCUCAGGUCUACCUGAUGACAGAGCGAUCAGCACAGGCUACAUCCAUCUUUGUUCCCGGUCAUGGGAUGCUGCAGGGCGUCACCAUGGAAACAACAGUUGGUUCAGACAUGAGGAAAGUGAUUCAGUUCCUAGGAGUCCCAUAUGCCCGGCCACCAAUAGGACCACUUCGCUUUGAGGCGGCGCAACCAGCUGAUUGGACAGGAACAUGGGACGCCACCAAACCCAGGGCCAGCUGCGUCCAGCCUGGCGAUGAAGAGUCCAGAGCUUCCAGUGAGGAUUGUCUCUACCUGAACAUCUUCACACCUGCUGCUCUGAGGGGACGUGUCCCGGUUCUUGUUUACUUCUUCAACCCUCCAAGCAACCAGAACCUGCUGGAUGGCUCCGCCCUCGCCGCUCUGGGUAACAUCGUCGUGGUUACAGCCAGCUAUCGGACCGCAGCGCUGGGUUUCCUGACUGCAGGUGAUCUCCAUGGUAACUACGGCCUGUCGGACCAGCAGGCGGCACUUCGUUGGGUCAAUGCCCACAUUUCCCUGGUUGGCGGAGACAACAGGAGUGUGACAGUGGGGGCAGAGCGUUGCGGUGCUGACAUCAGCAGCCUUCAUCUUCUUUCCUCUGCUCCUUUGUUCCAGCGAAUGAUCCUGAUGGGAGGUUCUGUUUUCUCUCCAUCUUUGGUCCAAACUCCUGCCGCCUCCAGAAGGCAGGCGAUCGAAUUGGCUCGAGAACUGGGUUGUGUGAACUCUGACCUCAUUGACGAAGGUCUAAUGGUCGCCUGCCUCAGAUCGACUCCUGUCCACAAACUAAACGCCGCUCAGACCAAACUGUUGGCGGUGAGCGGUCCGUUCCAGUCCUGGUCUCCAGUCCAGGGUUCUGUCUCCGAGUCCACCUCCUUCCACAGAGUUGAUUUGUUGCUGGGAACAUCGGAGCAUGAUGGUCUGAUCAGCAGGGCUCGAAGGAUAAAGGACUUCGAGGCUCUGCAGGGUCGAGCUGAUGGGAAGACGGCGUUCUACGAGGCUCUGAGUCGGUCCCUGGGUGGAACAUCAGGAAAUGAGCUGUUGAAGGAGGCGGCAACCUGGUUCUACUCUCUGGAUCACAACCCGUCAGCCGCUGGUUACAACCUGUUCUCCAGAGCACUCAACAAUGCCACCAGAGAUCAGUUCAUCAUCUGUCCCUCAGUGCAGAUGGCUCGCCACUGGGCCGCCAGUGGAGCCAACGUCUUCCUGUACCACCAACCCGCCUCCAGCGCUCAGGACAGAGCCGAUAUCUCCGUUCCUUUGGACGUUCAGUUGAUGUUUGGGGUUCCACUUCAGCCAAUCAGCUCUCAGCGUUUUACCUCCUCAGACCGCCACCUUUCUUUGGCUGCCAUGACCUACAUCUCCAGCUUCACGCGGACCGGGAACCCGAACCCAUCCCGUGUGUGGAUGGACUCAGUUCUGCCUCGCUGGCAGCCGGUCUCCACCUCUGAUGCUCCACCCACCUACCUGGAAUUAAGCCCCGCCCUCCGGCAUCGACAGAGUCUGAGGCAGAACUCCUGUUCUUUCUGGAGCCAACUGGGAACCAGACUGACCAGUCAAACAGGUGAGUCGGGGGCGGAGCCCGUCCAGACCGCGUUGACCCCUGAGCUCCCACUGGCUGCGCCCUCCAGCCAAUCACUGACAAAGAAGGACGCCUACAACUGAUGUCAUCAUCAGCAAAGAAGACAGAAAAUCACUCUACAUUUCCCAUAAUUCAGUUUGAUUCACACGUUUCUGCGGCUCUUUUCUGUUCCCAAUCAUCAAUAAACGCAUCAUAAAGAAAA
Messenger RNA from Cyprinodon tularosa, 7333 nucleotides. It is a transcript of the gene tg, whose product is annotated as thyroglobulin. The record is from RefSeq and is a predicted model, not a curated record. The transcript has 49 exons. Bases 21 to 7214 code for a protein of 2397 amino acids. Gene Ontology annotation, biological process: thyroid hormone generation. NCBI's taxonomy places the organism in Eukaryota, Metazoa, Chordata, Actinopteri, Cyprinodontiformes, Cyprinodontidae.